GUCACCAAGGAGGCUUUUGCAUGAUGUGUGUUAUGCAGAACCACAUGAUCCAGGCUUUUGCCAACAGCGGCAAUGCAAUAAAGCCAGUGUCCUUCAUCCGAGACCUCAAGAAGAUUGCCCAGCACAUCCGCUUCGGCAACCAGGAGGAUGCGCACGAGUUCCUGCGUUACACCAUUGAUGCCAUGCAGAAGGCCUGCCUGAAUGGCUGUACCAAGUUGGAUCGCCAGACCCAGGCCACGACGCUGGUUCACCAGAUCUUUGGCGGUUACCUGCGGUCCCGUGUGAAGUGCUCAGUGUGCAAGAGCGUCUCAGACACCUAUGACCCUUACCUGGACCUGGCGCUGGAGAUCAGGCAAGCGGCAAACAUAGUGCGGGCGCUGGAGCUGUUCGUGAAGUCAGACGUGCUGGGCGGGGAGAACGCCUACAUGUGUGCCAAAUGCAAGAAGAAAGUGCCAGCCAGCAAACGCUUCACCAUCCACCGAGCCUCCAAUGUUCUCACGCUCUCGCUGAAGCGCUUUGCCAACUUCAGUGGAGGCAAAAUCACAAAGGACGUGGGGUACCCCGAGUUCUUGAACAUCCGCCCUUACAUGUCUCAGAACAAUGGGGAUCCCAUCAUGUACGGACUCUAUGCAGUGCUGGUGCACUCUGGGUACAGCUGCCAUGCGGGGCACUACUACUGCUACGUGAAGGCCAGCAACGGGCAGUGGUAUCAAAUGAACGAUGACCUGGUCCGCUCCAGCAACAUCAAAGUGGUCCUCAACCAGCAGGCCUACGUGCUGUUCUACCUGAGAAUCCCCAGCCCCAGGAAGAGCUCGGAGGGGCCCAUUGCCAAAGCUGCCUCCAGUCUGCCCACCCGUACUGGCAGUGUCUCCGAUCAGGUCAAGAAAACUGUGACCAACGGGCCCCUGUCUUCACCACUGAUGGGCCGGAGACCAGACGUGCUGCCGGGGAAGAAGCUGCCAGGGCCGGAGGAAGUCGGAGUCCCUGUGGCCCGCAGCACAUUCGGGACGGUCCCAAAGCUGCCGAAUGGAACCGCUCCGCCGAAGCUGCCCGCUGGGUCCCUGUCACCCAAACUGCCCCUCAAAGCCACCCAUGUGGCCACAGCGCUGCCCGAUGAUGCAGCCCGGAGGCCCAAGAAGCAGCUCUCCUUCCCGCAGCUGCCUCCCGUGCCCAGAGCAGUUCAGGGCUUCUGUGACACCAGCAAUGCAAGUGGGGCCAAAGCGGAGCUGCCCCGGCAGAACUCCUGGGAGAGCAAGCAGCCACCUACCUCACCCAAGCUGCUGCUGGAGCCCAGCCCCAGCCAGGAGCCUGGGGGCAGUGGGGAGAACGCCGGGACCCUGGAGAGGGACUCCUGUGGCAGCAGUGCUGCCAGCCCAGCGCACGGUGCAGUGGGGAAGCUGGCCAAAGCAUCCCAGAAGGCCAAGAGUGGAACCGGCAGCUUCUGCACCUCUCAGGAAACGGACUGUGGCACGGACCUCCCUGCUGGCCCUGGCACCGAGCCGGCUGCCCCCGAAGACUCCAAGCCGGCAAAAUUGAAAUCCUCCUUGUUGGCCAGCGCCGCUCUGGAGCUGAGCAGUACCAUGUCACCGCCACCGGCCAAGAAGCUGGCACUCUCCGCCAAAAAGGGCAGCACCCCGCGGAAGGCGAGCGGAAGUGACCGCCACGCACAACCUCACCCACAAUUUGCUGGUCACACCUACCCCACGAACACCACCCACCCCGACUCCACUCCCUGGCCUUUCGGCAAGUCGAGGCUGUCCUCAUCUGCUCUCAAACUGCCAAGUCCUGAAAAGCCUGCCUUCAGCUUCAUCCUCAACUCAGCCCCUCGGCUCCCAGCCUCCCCCCUGACCAACGGUUCCACUGCCCACCCUGCGCACCACCUUCCUCCCUGCAGCAGGGAGAAGGGGCCCAGCCAGGUCACCCCGGGUUCCUCCAAAAAGAAGCGGCGAAAGCAGCAUCAUGGAGCAGACAGCAGCCCUCAUGCUCUGGCUGUGAAGGGCAGGGAUGAAGUCUCCAGCCCCCCCCGGAAGAAGAAGAAUCUCGCUCGGGAGGGCUCGGUGUCCCUCGCGGGGAAGGAGGCGGCAGGCAAAGGUCCCAGCGGUGGCAGGGAGGUGCCGGGCUGUCAGGACCUGGAGAGCAGGCCCAAGCAGCAGGUGUCAGAGCCCAGUACUUACCUGGACACGGAGCCCAUCUCCCCCCUCAAGAGGAAGAAGAAAAAGAGGAGAAUGGAGGAGACAGAAGAGCGCUGCUCCGGGACGCUGUCCUUGGGCAGCUCUAGGAGGGCUGAGACGGAGCCCUGGAUGACAAAGCAGCAGCGGAGCGUGGAGGCUGGGGCUGGAGAGAGCGAGCACCGCAAGCGCAAGCGGAGGGAAAGCCUCAGCAGCCCAGUGUUGGAGCGGCCGGCUGCCAACGGCAUCCACACCGCAGACGGCACCCCAGUGGCAGUGUGUGCCUGGGACAGCCAGGCUGGAGACACGUACAGGCGCUGCCCAGCUGCCCUGAGCCCCAAGCCCGGCCGUAGGGCUGGCACAGCACCUGGCAGCCAGGAGGAGUCCAGCGUGGUGGAGGAGCUGCUCAGGAACUCUUUGGACAAGGCUUAUGGCAAACAAGUCUUGACCUGGGAGGGCGAGAUCUCAGCUGUCAGCCAGGAUGCCAUUCGGGAUGCAGCGUGGGCCCGGAGCGAGACUGUCAUCGAUGAGUGGGACGAGGAGUUUGACAGAGGGAAG
Molecule: messenger RNA, 2726 nt
Organism: Pelecanus crispus (Dalmatian pelican)
Lineage: Eukaryota; Metazoa; Chordata; Aves; Pelecaniformes; Pelecanidae
Source: RefSeq, a predicted model, not a curated record